AUGGGGUCGUUUGUAAGAAGCACAGCACACAGGAAAGUAGAGCACCUGUCGACGGGGAUAGCCGGGCUCGACAUAAUACUUGGAGAAUGCCUCGGAAGAGGAACAUCUAUCCUUUUGCUGGAAGAUGAGAACUCUCAGAUCCACUCGACAAUACUGAAGGUUUUUCUUUCGGAAGGUGCCAGAAGCCAGGAAAGCAUGGCUGCUGCGACGAAGGAAGGUGGAGACAUGGAGGUGUAUGGCACUGGGACGCUUAUGGAGAAGGACAAUGGAGACAAGAUGGUAAUAGCAUGGAGAUACUCCACUCUGUCCUUGUCAAAGCCCAUAUUCAGAUUCAAUCUUUCGAAGAAAAAGAGGUUUGAAGGGAUCUUGCUUUCUGGAGAGGAGGCAACGCUGGAGGCCAUUCUGGACACUGCAAGGGAAAAAAGGGGACUGAGGAUGGCCUUAUUCUCACUUGGAUCACCGGCCUGGAGGUUCUCGGGAUGCGGAGAGAAGGAGCUGAUGAAGUUUCUCUUCGAGCUCAAGAGGCUUGUCCGAGCAAAUGACCAUGUGUGCAUGGUUUCCAUCCCCGCUUUCUUUAUGCCCCAUGCAAACUUCAGCCUGUACUUUGACAUGGUUGCUGGGCUUGAAUCGAAUCUGUUCAACCGCUUCUGCUCGAACUACAACGGGAUCCUGGAGCUCAGGAAGAUCAGAGGGCACGGGUGCCUCCGGACCAGCACCCUUGAAAGCCUGAAGUACGGAGUGAAGAUCAAGAAGGAAAACGUCUGUGUAGAGAAGAUCGAGAUGCCGCCCGAGGAUGCCAAGCCGCGUGAGAAGCCCUGGAUCCCAGACAGGUCCUUCUGA
This is a messenger RNA of Encephalitozoon cuniculi GB-M1, 840 nucleotides long. RefSeq lists its product as uncharacterized. Gene Ontology annotation, cellular component: transcription elongation factor complex; elongator holoenzyme complex; cytoplasm. Gene Ontology annotation, biological process: tRNA wobble uridine modification. Bases 1 to 840 code for a protein of 279 amino acids. The record is from RefSeq and is marked provisional. The transcript has a single exon. Lineage: Eukaryota; Fungi; Microsporidia; Unikaryonidae.